Molecule: messenger RNA, 2274 nt
Organism: Arachis ipaensis
Lineage: Eukaryota; Viridiplantae; Streptophyta; Magnoliopsida; Fabales; Fabaceae
Source: RefSeq, a predicted model, not a curated record
UAGAUUUUGUUUCCCUCUUUAUUAACCUUAAAUCGAUUGACUUGUUUAAGUCAAGGCGGCCGCUCUAAAAUUGUCAUUUUCCUCUCUUGACUGGCUUCCUCACCGCCGGAUCCACCCGUCCCAAACUUUGGUUUGUCCAUCGCCUUCUUCCCACCUUCUUUGUCGUGUUUUCUAAGUUUUAUUUUUCCCCAAAAUUAAUAAUCAAAUUAAAAGAAAAGAUACCCUUUUACUUUUCAAGUUCAUAACCCCUUUGAUUCUCUUCUUCAUCCUUACCCCUAAAUCCACGCCCUAUUCUUCACUCUGCUUCUGAUCCAUUCCCCCACAUGUUCUUGGAGCAGGGGAAACUGCAAGAACUGGGGUUUUGGCUUCUUGAUUCUCUAUCCACAACAGCAUCAAGUGUGCACAAUAGGUUUUUCAUGCUCAACUUUUUCUUGUUCUAUCAGUUUCUUUAUUUGUCUCAUGUGAGUACUUGAUUAAUUAGUUAGUUUGUUCUGUUAUGGCUGCUGCUUAUUAUAAGAAACCACGGCUUAGGGAUGUGGCUUUGCGCCGUCUCAUACUCGUGGUGUCUGUUACUCUCUGUGGGGUUUUGCUGCUUGUAUUUCUCUUUGGAUCAAAUCCAACAUCAAUUAAUGAUGUUACUCGUGAUUUGGUAGAAAAUGUUGGUGAUGGUAAUGAUGAUGAUUCUGCUUAUCGUCGCGAUUUGAAGGUUGCGAAGGGCUUUGUAGCCCUCCCAAAUCAGAAUGACUUGUCACUUAAAUUGGAAAAGCUAAAUGAUUUGCCACCAAGGAACUUGGAUCUUUAUCCAAAUCUAGCCAAGGACCGAAUAAUUGUUGUUUUGUAUGUUCACAACCGGCCUCAAUAUCUUAAAGUAGUUGUCGAUAGCCUUUCGCAGGUGACGGGCAUUAAUGAGACCUUGCUAAUCGUUAGUCACGAUGGUUACUUUGAGGAUAUGAACAAGAUCAUUGAUGGUAUCAGAUUUUGCCAAGUUAAGCAGAUAUUUGCGCCUUACUCGCCUCAUUUGUUUUCGGAUAGUUUUCCUGGGGUCUCGGCUCGUGACUGCAAGGACAAAGAUGUUGCCAGCCAAAAACAUUGCGAGGGCAAUCCUGAUCAGUAUGGCAAUCACCGCUCGCCGAGGAUCGUAUCGUUGAAGCAUCAUUGGUGGUGGAUGAUGAACACAGUGUGGGAUGGAUUAAGAGAGACCAGGAAGCAUGAGGGUCAUAUUCUUUUCAUCGAGGAAGACCACUUCAUAUAUCCCAAUGCAUACCGCAAUCUGCAGAUUCUAACUUCAUUGAAGCCUGAAAAAUGUCCCGAUUGCUAUGCUGCAAAUUUAGCACCUUCUGAUGUGAACUCGCGUGGUGAAGGAUGGGCCAGUUUAAUUGCAGAGAGAAUGGGAAAUGUAGGCUAUGCUUUUAAUCGAACUGUUUGGAAGAAAAUACACAACAAGGCCAGAGAAUUUUGUUUCUUUGAUGAUUAUAAUUGGGAUAUCACGAUGUGGGCAACUGUUUAUCCCUCAUUUGGUAGUCCUGUUUACUCGUUGCGAGGUUCAAGGACUAGUGCAGUUCACUUUGGGAGAUGUGGUUUGCACCAGGGUCAGGGGGAGAAGAAGGCUUGCAUGGAUAAUGGCAUGGUGAACAUCCAUGUAGAAGAUGCGGACAAGGUUCCUAAUAUUGCAUCAGACUGGAGCGUCCAUAUCUAUAAAAAUCAACCUGGUUACAAGGCUGGCUUUAAAGGUUGGGGAGGCUGGGGUGACGACAGAGAUCGACAUUUAUGUUUGAGCUUUUCCAACAUGUAUUGUUCCACCGGCACCUCAUCUCCUAUGUAAGAUCUGAUUUUCUGGCUGCUUACUUUUUUCCUCCCAUUUUUUUGGUGUCAGUUUGCAAAACCACUAUGAGAAGAUUAGAUUCUUCAAUACAUGAAUUCAUUAUUAGUCCUUCCAAAAUGCUUUACUGUCCAUAAAUUACUUUGAUAACUACCACGAAAUCGUAUCUAGGUUAUACCAUUGUAAGGAUAUUCAUAGCGGUUCUUCCUAGUAGAUAAAACCUUUUAUAUAUUGGAACUAUUCUCUCCUCUCUUUUAUUCUCUCUCUCUCUCUCUCUCUCUCUCUCUCUCUCUCUCUCAGCACAUGCACAAGACUAGAUUUAGGAAACUGCAUGUUUGCGGGCCUUGGAGACCUUCAAUUUUGUUGGUUCAUGCUUCCCCUUGUAUCAUUGGUUGCUUGAGGAGGCAUUAAUUGGUUAUGCUUGGUUGAUGAUGACACUACUAUUCUUCUUUGUA